GACCGUGGCGCAUGACUGGCCGCAUCACGCCGUAUUCGACGCAAGCGGAAUCACCCUCGUCAGGCCAGGAGGACACGCCCGACUCUCGCGCACACGCUGAUCUGUGCAGCUCCAUGUCACGAGCGCUGGUGACUGUACACGACACCAGCCGAAGCCUUUCGCCGUGCCAUCACGACACCCCGCCCACCCCAUUCCCCUGAACUUGGGUUGCGAUCCACCACCACAGCCGCGAAGCCGCCAUGGGAGUCGUCGAAAAAUCCCGCCCGUCUCCGGCCGCGCAGCGGAGGGCCUGGACCAGCCUGGAAGAGGAGUUGGCUUACUACAAGACGCAAUACGAGACGCUGGAAAACGAACUUCAGGAGUUUCAGACGUCCAGCAAGGAACUGGAGGCUGAACUGGAGCGCGACAUCGAGGAGAGCGAGAAGCGAGAACGGAAACUGCAAGAGAAAGCGGAGCGAUUGGCCUUUGAGGUCGAGGAGUGGAAGACCAAGUACAAGCAAAGCAAGGCCGAAGCGAACAAUGCGCAGAACACUCUGCAGAAGGAGAUUACUGCUCUGCGCGAAAGCCAACGCGCGCUGCAGAUGCGACUCCGGGACAUCGAGGUGCAAAGCGAUGAUUUCGAGCGCCAGGCUCGCAACCAAACGUCGUCACUCGAGGAUGUUGAGUCAAAGUACAAUGUGGCUAUUGAGCGUGGGGUGAUGCUGGAGGAGGAAAUCAAGAUUGGCGAACAGGAGCGCGAGCAACUGCGCAUCGAGACACAGCGACUCCGCGACGAGCUGUCUGACCUGCGCAUCGAGGCGGAAAUCGUGCAAGAGAAGCUGCGCAUCGCAGAAGAAACCAUCGAAGUCAACCAUCAGCGCAAAAUCACCAGCCACAUCGCUAGUGAUGCGAUACGGCCGCGCUCGCCGGUGUCGGAGGCAUCAACAUCUGCCACGACGCUUUCGUCGCCGACAGCCGCCUCAACCCCGCCGCACUCGAUUGCAGACAUCCUCCACCCAGACACGACGCCGCCGUCUCCACCGCUCUCGGAUGCGCCCAUUACCACGAAAAUGGUGCCUGCGACGCCCAUGCCUAGGCGGAAGAAUUCGGCUGCACCGCUAGACCCCGGAACUACACCACGUGCCGGUAUGUACCAGCGGACGCAGCGACAUUCACGAGUACCUAGUGUAUCGGGAUCGUCACGGCCGCCAAGUUCAGCUGCGAGCGGGCGGGCGACGCCUUCUUCGAAGACGACGGCGACGAUUUUGCGAGAAAGUCGACCGGGCUUUGGCACUUCUUCGACAGCAGGUCUGCCUAGGUCAGGCUCGCUCUACCAGAUUCGGGGGCUGAUAGGUAAGAUGCAGAAACUCGAAGAACGAGUCCAAACAGCACGAUCCAAGCUGCCUGCGCCCACGAACACGCCGCCCCGAGCAAGCCCACGGGGCAGCAACGCAUCGGGCCACGGCAGCAUCACCAUGAGGAGCGGGCGGAAGCGCACGUCGCAAACAUCGGCAGUGUCAUCUGUCACGGGCGCGUACGAGUCUGGUGUCAGCCGCCUCUCCUUCGGUGUAUCCAACUCUGUAAAGGAAGUAGUACCUGUCCCAAGCCGGCCGGAAAGCCAGACGUCGGUGUCAUCGCAGCCGGGGAUCCCGCGGCCAGCGAGCCGAAGCAGCAAUCGCACGCCCGUCAAUCACUACCAGUCGCAAUCGAUCAGCGGGAUGGAGUCGCGGAUGCAACGAUCACGCAGCUCGAUGAGCGGGCAUUCGAAUGGGCACAGUCACUCUCAGUCGUUUUCCCAGUCGUUGCGGGAUAGCGAUGCCAGUACUAAUAGUGACGGGAGCGGGGUGAUAACGCCCAUGGCGCGCCGGUUCACCAUGGACAAAUCGGGGAUCCCCGGGCCAAGCGCGAUUCCAAGGCGACAGAGCGGCGGACGGAGAGCGAGUGCAGGCCAAGACAGCGACGUAAUGGGACCUCCCGUAGUACGACCGCGGAAGAUGUCGACGCAGGCCGAGGAGGAAUCAUACUAGGGGCGAGGUGGCAGCAGAAGCUUCUCUGCAGGGACGUGUGCAUGUACAUUUGGGCUUUUAUCGGUACACGAUUUUGCGGCACUAUACCUCUAGCGUUUUUGGAGUUUCGGCACGCGAGUGACGCAGGUACUGGACUAGCUUUUUUUUUCUCUCCUUCUCUACCGGUGAGGGGAUCAGAUUGGAGCCCCAAAGGUAUGCUUGCUAGCAUUUGGGCAGCAUGGUCGCAUUUAAGGAGCACAGCGAGGGCCGUGUCGAUAGCCAAGCCCUUUGGGGCAGUUACUAGAUAUUGCUUAU
Molecule: messenger RNA, 2300 nt
Organism: Exserohilum turcica Et28A
Lineage: Eukaryota; Fungi; Ascomycota; Dothideomycetes; Pleosporales; Pleosporaceae
Exons: 2
Coding region: 240-2006 (588 amino acids)
Biological process (GO): microtubule nucleation; chromosome segregation; mitotic centrosome separation
Cellular component (GO): kinesin complex; centrosome; kinetochore
Molecular function (GO): microtubule binding
Source: RefSeq, a predicted model, not a curated record